This is a messenger RNA of Nematolebias whitei (Rio pearlfish), 1147 nucleotides long. RefSeq names its product dihydrouridine synthase 4-like (S. cerevisiae) (gene dus4l). The record is from RefSeq and is a predicted model, not a curated record. Lineage: Eukaryota; Metazoa; Chordata; Actinopteri; Cyprinodontiformes; Rivulidae. Gene Ontology annotation, biological process: tRNA processing. The transcript has 6 exons. Gene Ontology annotation, molecular function: flavin adenine dinucleotide binding; tRNA dihydrouridine synthase activity. The coding region runs from base 205 to 1137 and encodes 310 amino acids.
AAGCAGUAUUUUUAUAGCCUGAUUGGCGGUGAUGCAGCUACUGUCGUCUUCCUAUCUGUUGUUUUCUAUUUCUGCUGCAUGUCGAGGUUUACUGAAGUCUAAAACCUACAUAAAUAUGUCAAAGCACGGAACUCGCCGCUUACAGAAAGCCCUCUCCUGAAUAUCGGGACGGUUAGCUUGAGGCUAACAGGAGUUGUGGGAAGAAUGAGCGCUAGCAUCAUGGACGUGUUUGAAAAGGGGAAAGUGGUGAAAAUUUGUGCCCCGAUGGUUCGCUAUUCAAAGUUGGCGUUUAGGACUUUAGUUCGGAAGUACAGCUGUGAUGUCUGCUUCACCCCUAUGAUCAUUGCAGCUGACUUCAUGCGAUCUGUCAAAGCCAGAGACAGUGAAUUUACCACCAAUGAAGGUGAUCGACCCCUGAUUGUGCAGUUUGCUGCCCAUGAUGCCCAGACUCUGGCUGAUGCAGCCUGUGUGGUGGCACCUUUCUCAGACGGGGUUGACCUCAAUUGUGGCUGUCCUCAAAGGUGGGCUAUGUCAGAAGGGUAUGGUGCAUGUCUCAUUAAUAAACCCGAACUUGUUAAAGACAUGGUGAGACGUGUCAGAAACCAAGUGGAGAAUCCAAACUACACAGCCUCCAUCAAGAUCAGGAUUCACAAAGACUUGAGGCAGACAGUGGAUCUGUGUCAGAAGGCUGAAUCGGCUGGAGUUUCAUGGAUCACAGUCCACGGACGGACAACGGACGAACGCCACCAGCCGGUUCAUUAUGACGCCAUAAAGACAAUCAAAGACAGCGUGUCUGUUCCUGUCAUUGCCAACGGGGACAUCAAGAACCUUCGUGAUGUGGAGUCCACUCACCAGCUUACUGGUGUCCAUGGUGUGAUGGCUGCACGAGGAUUGCUUGCAAACCCUGCCAUGUUUGCCGGAUACGAAGAUACGCCUAUAGAGUGUAUUUGGGACUGGGUGGACAUUUCCACAGAACUUGGCACUCCGUUCACCUGCUUUCACCACCAUCUUAUCUACAUGCUGGAGAGAGUUAGCUCCCAGCCUGAGAAAAAGGUGUUUAAUUCUCUGUCCAGUACCUCAGGCGUUGUAGAUUACCUCAAAAGCACAUAUGGGACGCUUCAGGAUCUUGGAACAUGAUCACAUGGAA